This is a messenger RNA of Rubroshorea leprosula, 1029 nucleotides long. Lineage: Eukaryota; Viridiplantae; Streptophyta; Magnoliopsida; Malvales; Dipterocarpaceae. The record is from the annotation of a GenBank genome assembly.
GCUUUUUUUUUUUUUUUCUUUUUCUUAAAGAUACUUUUUCAGAAAGAGGAGGGAGACAGAUUAAGCAGAAUCAGAUCCUAGUACUUCAGGUGCAUACCGAACGUUUUGGAGCUGUUUUCCAGUCGGAGUUCGAGAUUUGGUCGCCUGGAUCUGAGUCAAGAUCCGAUGUUCUUCGCUAUUCAUCGGAAUUUUUACCAGAAUAACAAUCGCCGCCAUCAUUAUCAGCACAAUAGCAGCCACCAUCACCAGCAUGAUCUGGAUUGCUGUCACCGUCUCCGGCAGUCGACCCACGAGCGGCCUAUUCGUUCCUUUGCCUCCUCCCACUCUGGAGACAACCAGGUUGUGCCAAGUAACAGGACAAGUGAAGAUGCUGUAAGCGGUAUGAAUUUGAGCUCAAAUGAGAGGCUUCCUAGUGCUGUGCUGCUUGCCAAGGCAAGACUUGUUGAGAGACUGAGGGGAGUUCUUGUUUCUGGGAACAGGCGUAGUGGCAGAGCUUUAUCAGGCAAUUACGAGAGGGAAUACAUCGCUGGUGAUGAUUUAAGGCUUGUUGAUGCAGGGGACUGGGGUAGUGGUUCAUUGGCUGUAGGCUCUCCUUCUGCUAUGUUGACCUCUCAAACAGAAAGGCCUCAGUCCUUGCUAGAAACAAAGAAGAAGCCACCUGGUCUAAGUCAGGCCGCCCUGGACAGUCUGCAGCCUGAGAUUUUCAGCAGCAGGGAAAGGAUAUUGUCAAUGGAAUCAAGCACUUGUGUUCCCCGUAAAGAUUACUGGGACUGUACCAUAUGUUUGGAUAGCUUCAAGGAGGGAGACAAGCUUACACGGCUCCCUUGCGGGCAUAGAUUCCACUCUACUUGCUUGAAUCCUUGGGUUAGAACGUGUGGGGACUGUCCAUAUUGUCGAAGAGGUAUACGUCCUUGAGAAUUUUAAGAUAAACUCCUAUAGAAGUUACAUAGAUAAAUUCCUAUAGAAGUUAGGUAAAAAAUCUAUAAUUAAUUAUGAUGUAUCAUUAAAUAAUAAAUUGAUACAUAUUGU